Molecule: messenger RNA, 3256 nt
Organism: Odontomachus brunneus
Lineage: Eukaryota; Metazoa; Arthropoda; Insecta; Hymenoptera; Formicidae
Gene: smid
Product: nuclear valosin-containing protein-like
Exons: 11
Coding region: 144-2807 (887 amino acids)
Biological process (GO): ribosome biogenesis
Cellular component (GO): nucleus
Molecular function (GO): preribosome binding; ATP hydrolysis activity; ATP binding
Source: RefSeq, a predicted model, not a curated record
AUCUCACUAUCCCUUACUUUGAAAGUCGUUUCACCAUACAGGACAAAGUUCGUGAAGUCGUUUGCUUCACUUACAGCUGACGCGUGAGAUCGUGACUUUGUGGUGAAGUUACCGAAUUGUAGAACGUAGACAAUAAACACAAAAUGGAUCAAAGACUUUUUCGAGAUCAGUCGUUGAUUACACGCGUACAAACGUACAUGCGUGAAAAUGAAAACAAAGUCUACAUUGACGUUAACGACAUGGCAGACACGUUACAGAAGCGAUACAAGGACUAUCGUAAUAAGAAACGCGGUGCAUUUCGUGCAAUGGUACGUAAAGCUUAUGACGAACUUACAGAAUUAUUCUCGAGGAAACCGAUUCGCGACUGCUCUACAUACGAUGAAGAUUAUGAGGAUGAAGUAGACAUUGAGUCAGAUUCGCAACAAGAUCCAACAGACAUUAUGUUACUACAAAUGUAUAAGAAAGUACCAUUCAAACAAAAUGGAAAUUCAAAUGAUAAAGAAUUAAUAGAUAUCAGUAGUGAUGAUGAUAUGUCUAAAUCUGAACCCAAGGUUGAAAAGGAUACAGAUGAAGCAGAGCUUCCACAUGAUAAAACUGAAGAAGCUGAACCAAAGAAGCUUGCGUAUAAUAAAACUGUGCACAUAACUCCAUCGGUUACUCUAAAGCUUGAAUUACCUGCUACUAAGCCACAAUCAUCACAGAUACCAGCAGUGUCUGCAAAUGGUACUGUAAAACCAACACCUUCAGAAUCUAUAAAAAAACGACAAAGAGCAAAGGAUGAUAAUCCAUCAGCAGCGAAAAAAUCAAAAACUGUGCCAGUCACAGAAUUAAAAGUUACAUUCUCGAAUAUAGGAACUAGUGAGAAAGUUUUGAAAACUGUGUGCACUUUACUUGCUCACAUGAAACAUCCUGAGAUCUUCAAGCAACUCGGUAUAUCACCACCAAGAGGAUUUUUACUUCAUGGACCACCUGGAUGUGGGAAAACAUUACUAGCACAUGCAGUUGCAGGAGAGUUAAAUAUGCCUCUACUAAAAGUAGCAGCACCUGAACUUAUAGCUGGAGUGUCGGGUGAGAGUGAGGCUCGUAUCAGAGAAUUGUUUGAUCAAGCUUUAGCUCUUGUACCAUGUGUAGUUUUCUUAGAUGAAAUUGAUGCUAUUGCGCCACAUAGAGCUACAGCACAGAGAGAAAUGGAACGAAGAAUCGUUGCACAAUUAUUGUCAUGCUUAGAUGAACUGAAUCUUAAAGAAAAUGGAGAUAGAGUAUUGGUAAUCGGUGCAACAAAUCGACCUGAUUCGCUGGACCCUGCUUUAAGGAGAGCAGGACGCUUUGAUCGCGAAGUGUGCCUUGGAAUACCAGACAGUGAAGCAAGGACUAAAAUUCUAGCAGUGCACACUAAAAAUGUUAUACUGGCCCCUGAUGUCAAUCUAAAGACAAUAGCUUCUCUUACUCCAGGUUUUGUAGGUGCAGACUUGGUUGCUUUAAUUAGAGAAGCUGCCAUGGCUGCUGUAGAUAGAAUUUUCGAAGAUCUUAAAAAAUUAAAGGCAGAAGAAAAAUUACCAGAAGUACCCGAAGUGAAAAAUGAACCUAGCAAAGAAUCUCAAAGUCCCGAAAACUCGGGAAAUCUUGCCGAUACUGGUGGUGAAACAAACAACCCUAUGAAUGUAGAUACAGAUUUGAAGGAAGAAUCAAUUGACAGUCCUUUAAACAUGGAUAAAGACGUAGCAAACCAACAACAGCACAUAUUGUCAGACUUGACGAGCUUACUGACUUGGUUGCGUACUGAACCACCACUUUCUUCAGAACAUUUAUCGACUUUGUGUAUCGAACACAGUGAUUUUGAGGUUGCUCUACGCGUUGUACAACCCUCAGCGAAAAGAGAAGGAUUCGCAACAGUUCCCGACGUAACAUGGGACGACGUUGGUUCUCUGCAUGAUAUACGGCAGGAGUUGCAAAAGGCCAUUCUUGCUCCUGUUAGAUAUCCGGAAUACUUCAGUGCAUUAGGCUUAACUGCUCCUACGGGACUAUUGUUGUGCGGCCCACCUGGCUGUGGGAAGACAUUACUGGCCAAAGCCGUCGCCAACGAAGCAGGGAUUAAUUUCAUUUCCGUUAAAGGACCGGAACUUUUAAAUAUGUAUGUUGGUGAAAGUGAGAAAGCAGUUCGUCAGUGUUUCUUAAGAGCGAGAAACUCAGCACCGUGCGUUAUAUUUUUCGACGAAUUGGAUGCAUUGUGUCCUAAGAGAACAGAAAGCGAUCAUUCGGCCACAUCACGCGUCGUUAAUCAGAUGCUUACAGAGAUGGACGGUGUAGAAGGUCGACAAGGAGUAUUUCUCAUGGCCGCUAGUAAUCGGCCUGAUAUCAUAGAUCCAGCCGUCCUCAGACCAGGAAGGCUAGAUAAAAUUCUAUACGUUGGUCUGCCGACUGCAUCGGAACGAAUUGACAUUUUAUGUGCGCUAACGAAGAAUAAGACUAAACCGAAAUUAGACACAGAUGUCGACUUGAACGAAGUUGGACAUAAAGCUAAGGGUUUCACUGGUGCGGAUUUGGCUGCCCUGAUAAGAGAGGCUGGUAUGGAGGCGUUAAUGCACGCGAUUGAGAUUGACUGUAGGGAUCAACAACCACAAAUCUCUAUGCGACAUAUUGCACUGGCAUUUGAGAAAGUGCAACCGUCUGUCCGUGAGAAGGAUAUUAAACACUACGAAAAACUAAGCAAACUAUAUUCAGUUAAGAAAAGUCCCGAGACUACUCCAAUGGAAAUGCCGACAGACACACCUAUCACUGACGUAGUUAUGGAGCCAAUGGAGAUUUAAAGUACAAUCAUGAUAAACAGUUUGUAGGUUAAAGAAUUCUUCCAUUAUCGAACAUUACGUUGAGUUCUACACAGUGCAAGUGAAAAUUAUUUAAUAGUUUAGUUUUCACAAGUCUAAUGUUUAGCUAGUGAACAUGGUUAAGUUUCUCUUAUAAGAAACUAAUUGACAAUGUUUCAAAAUAUCAAUUAACUUUUUCUACAUUCUAUGGCUGCGUUCGCUUUGGGCGCUUACGCGCUGUGAGCGUCAUUCUAUCUUUAUCGCUCAUUACAUGCGGGAAGAAGAUAGAAUGACGCUUACAGCGCAUAAGCGCUCAAAGCGAACGCAACCUAUAUGUUAUCAAUGAACUUGGACAUGUAUACUCGAAUUUUCAAAGUGUAUGAUAUAUAGAAAGCAUACGCAUGUAAUUUUAAUACAAUAAGAAAUCUUAAUAAAAUUUUCAUUUAUCAACA